Pomacea canaliculata is the source of this 6249-nucleotide messenger RNA. RefSeq names its product receptor-type tyrosine-protein phosphatase kappa-like. Lineage: Eukaryota; Metazoa; Mollusca; Gastropoda; Architaenioglossa; Ampullariidae. Bases 432 to 4169 code for a protein of 1245 amino acids. The transcript is spliced from 29 exons. Gene Ontology annotation, molecular function: protein tyrosine phosphatase activity. Gene Ontology annotation, biological process: protein dephosphorylation. The record is from RefSeq and is a predicted model, not a curated record.
AGGCAGCAUGUCAAAUGUACCUGAUCGUGCCCACUGGUUUACUUAGCAGGAAAGUAGCUUUCUAAGGAUGAUUUCACGAUAAGAAGAAGGCAAAAGUAACAUCAGAACCAGCGACAGCGGUAUUUGAGUCGGGUUGCUACCACUGCGCUAUCGGGCUACCCUCGUACAACAACGGGACUCGGUUUACUCAAGCAGGUGAGUCUAUCUGCACAACCCUGGCAGUUAACCUGGUCUGGGUUUCUCCAGUCUUUUUUCUCUAUUUUAUAGUCUCUAGACUAGACUUUCGUCUCAGCCAAGUCCGGCAGUCGUGUCCUCCCCACCUCGCCGAUGAAAAGUGAGCGGGAUGCUGUCGGUGACCUGUGACGGACACGCAGUCAAAUCAACUUCCCGGUUGCGGGGCGGUUUUUAACGGCCAACAUACGCAAAGCACCAUGUGUCUGAAGAAGUCAGUCGCUAUGAACACGAACAAGGGCCUGUGGGUGAUUGUAGUGCGGGUGUGGAUGUAUGGAUUGUUGUGCACCUCGUCGGCUGAAGAGGACUAUUGCUCUAGUUGUCCUGGAGGUUGUGACUACAGUCGGAAAUGUGCCCCAGUCCCUAAUUGCAAAGAAGAAAACGUAGCCCUCGGAAAACAGGCUUACAGCAGUUCCUUGUACACAUCUAGUGGCGAUGGAGAAAAAUCCGGGCCACCAUGCCUUGCCGUCAAUGGAAACACAGGAACAACAUUUCGACCCAUCAGUGAUUACCCUGAUUCUCCAAACUGUGUCCAUACCAGGCCCGAAUACAACACUUCUUGGUGGGUCGACCUGGGAACCAUCUACCCCGUGUCGAGAAUCACUAUAUACAAUCGGGACACAAACUCUGACAGGAUCCGUGGGGCAAGAAUUUAUGUAGAUAAUCAACCGUGCUACACCUUUCCAUACAACAAUUUUCCACUCAAAAUCGAGGUGACAUGCAACAUUCCUACAAGAGGACGCACGGUCACCUUGGUCAAGGAAAACAGUUUCUUAAACUUCUGCGAGUUUCAAGUCUGGGUCUGUCUUCCAGGUCGGUUCGGACCAACAUGCGACCAGUUAUGCAGGUGCAAGGAAAACGCUACCUGUGACCAAUAUUAUGGCUACUGCUCUAAUGGUUGUGAAGAUGGCUUCUACGGUCUGUCCUGUAACCAGACCUGUCAUUGUAAAGACAACUCAGCCUGUGAUUUCACCACCGGAAGGUGUCCAGAUGGCUGCCAGAGCGGAUGGAUGGGUCUCAGUUGUAACACAACGUGUUCAGCUGGCACUUUUGGCCCCAACUGUCAGCAAACAUGCGGCAAGUGCAGUUUAUCUACCUGCAACGGAACGACAGGUGUGUGUGAAAGUGGGUGCGCUGUAGGAUAUACGACAGCUUACUGCAACAAAACCUGUGACAGCGGGACCUAUGGAGUGGAAUGCAGAGGACGAUGUGGAAAGUGCAAGAAUGGCGACCCGUGUGACGUCACAACUGGUGUCUGUCCGGGCGGUUGCCAAGCAGGAUGGCAGCUUUCCUAUUGCGAUACAAGUUGCAGACCAAGAACUUACGGCGAAAAUUGCUCUUUUACGUGUGGUCAGUGCAACAAUGGGGAAGCGUGUGACGUCAGUUCCGGUGCUUGUGCUGCUUGUAAAACCAACUUCGUUGGCUCAUUGUGCCAAGACUGCGUCACGGGCAAGCACGGGAAUGCAUGUGACCGGAAGUGUGUGAACUGUGACAAUGAUGGGUCAUGUGACCGACUCACGGGGCAGUGUGUACACGGCUGUCUCGCUGGCUGGAUGCCCGACAAAUGUGUGGCAGAGUGUCCAGAUGGAAAAUUUGGAAAAAACUGUGCCCAGAACUGCGGCAACUGUAGCUCGUCGGCUCCCUGUCGCCAUGACGACGGCAGGUGCGAGGGCGGCUGUGCUGAUGGCUUCGAAGGCGAUCUUUGUCAAGCAGUUAUCGGUCUUGAACCACCAAGUGAAAGUACACCAAAAGCGUUAAUCAUUGGUGUUGUCGUUGGCGCUGUUCUCCUGGCUGUGAUCGUCAUCGCUGUGGUCAUCGUUAUCGCCAAAAGGAGGAAGCGGCAAUCUCGACAGGACGCCACAGAAGACCAUUCUGUCCUGCACAACAACCACAUAUACGCCAACCCCGACAAACAGGAAGAAACAGUCUUGUCAUUCACUCCUAAAACUGUUGAAAACUACGGACAAGCCAAGGACAAGACUCCAGCGAGGAAAAAAGUCGAAAAAGUUCAAAUCCUCCGGGAGGACGCCUCCGACAACAUCUACGUCAACGUGGCUUUGGCGAAGUCGGCGAGUGAGAGCUCACUGGACACCCUCAUCGACGACGACAAUAACGGCCUUGACCGCUCCAUGGAGUCACUGGGUGACGACGUGAACCUGUACGGAAAUGACGAAAGCGUGUACGCCACCUUCCAGCAGUUGUCUGGCCCGCAGUUGGACAGCGUACAGCGCCACCUCGUGGACCGGUUGGCGUCUGGGCAACUUCCGGUCGUUUUUGAUGAACUACCCAAAGGCUUGACUGACGACCAUCACACAGCCAAGAUGAAAGUCAACUUUAAGAAAAACAGAUUUGCUUCUGUGUUGCCGUAUGACAGUUAUCGUGUUGUUCUGAGCGAUGGUUACUGUGAACACAAUGCCACCGAUUAUAUCAACGCUAGCCGCAUUACAGGAUAUCACAAUGAAAAAACAUACAUCGCUGCUCAAGGACCACGGGAUAACACUGUGGUCGACUUCUGGCGGAUGGUGUGGCAGGAGCAGGUGACUCAGAUCAUCAUGUUAACCAAGCUGAUUGAAGCAGGAAAAGAAAAGUGCUUUGAGUAUUGGCCUUCUCCGGGGAGCUUGGAAACCUUUGGCCCCGUCACUGUCGCUGGGUCAGAGGUCAGACACAGAGCCAACUUCGCCAUCAGGAAGUUCAUAAUCCGCAUGGAGGGGGUAGAGCGAAAGGUGGAGCAGUUCCACUACCUGGGGUGGCCGGACCACGGAGUGCCGGCAGUCGCCUCCCUUCUCAGCUUCUGGCAUUUCGCACGUGCACGGACCCCCCGCCGCCCCCACGGCCCUCUUCUGGUGCACUGCAGUGCUGGUGUCGGUAGAACAGGUGCCUACAUCGGCCUCGACAUUGCCUUUGACCAGGCCAUCAACAAAGCAGAAGUGAACAUCGACACCAUCGUGAGAAAUAUGCGGAGUGAACGCUGCCUCAUGGUGCAGACAGUCGAUCAGUUUAUUUUUCUCUACAAAGCUGCACUAGAGGCGUACACGGGUCGGGAUACUGUCAUCCCGUUAGAUCGCUUUGAUGUGACAUUCCCUCAGCCAAUCAACGCUCGUCGAGAUCAACCCCACAUCGACAGAGAGUUCAGGACUCUGAUGCUGAUGAGGUCCCUGACAGCGGAAGUCCCUCGCAACGUGGCCAAGCAGAGAGAGAAUCUUGCCAAGAACAGAAACCCCGACUGCCUUCCCUCUGACGGUCAUCUAGUCUACCUGACAGCUCACCUUGAAGGACGGAACCAGUUCAUCAACGCCGUGUUCAUGCCGUCGUACCAAGAGCUCAGGGGAAAUAUCCUUACCCAGCUUCCACUCCCAGCCACACUUGUCGACUUUUGGCGACUUGUUGACGGAAAUGACGUCAGUACUAUUGUUUCCCUUGGUUUUGAGAACGAAGAGCAUUCUGUACAGAAUUUUUGCAAGUACUGGCCGGACGAAGAGCGGGUCAUUCAGACCGGUCCAUACACGGUCCAGCAUGUGAGGACGGACUCGCUGGGCGGUCACCUGGCUUCGCACUGGCUGCAGAUGACCAAAGAGGGUGAGACAUGGUCACGUGAUGUUCGUGUCCUGCGUUACAAUGACUGGGCGGAGGAGGUGCCCUCUGACUUCUCUGACCUCAUGCUUCUUGUCGAGACACUGGGUGCGGCACGUACGAAGACAGAAAAAACCCAGCCUGUUGUCAUCCAGUGCAUAGAUGGAGUGUUAAGAAGUGGAUUGUUCUGCGCCAUAUGCAACAUCCUCAGUCGUCUGACAUUAGACCAGGAUGUCGACGUGUUCAUGACGGUGAGAGAGAUACAGAGCGUCCUACCAGAGGCCGUGACAUCAGAGACGCAGUACCGUUACUGCUACGUGGCUGCGCAACAAUUUACGUCCGACGUCAACGUCUAUGCCAACGCCUGACGCGUCUUCAACCUACACAGGUGAUACCAGCGUCUCUCGGAACAGCCGUUGCCAGGCAACAACGAACCCAAAAACUUAUAUGAGCUUGUCGCUCAAGUCACGUGACAAACGUUUUAUUGUAAGAGUCGUCAAUGGAAAGGUUCCUACCUCGGACUCUUAUCUAGUCACGUGAACCAACCCCUAACUGCCUCGCAUACCUCACCCUAAGAUGUUCUUUUCACCUGCGUUUCAUCACGUGGUCACGUGGUUUCAAACAAAAUGUGUGGUACAAACUCAUUCCACUACGGGUGUGAACAGAUCGUCUAACAUACUUUCCUCUAUAUACAAGUCGUGCGAUGUUAUGUCUACCGACGCAGCCGAGUACUUCCUUUAGUCACUCCAGCAGAAUAUUUGACUCACAAUUCAUCAUUAGAUCAUAUUUUAUUUCUUACAGAUGCAUCAAAUUUAAAAUUCUCCGUUAGGUUUUCAGUAUCUAAAGUGGUUUUGGAAUAAACAGAACGGAAAACCGAACCAGGUAUUGAACUUCGAUUCUACCUCCUUCACUCCUUCACAAAUGACUGAUGAUCAAGUGAGGUUACGUUUAAAGAUGUCCGACGACACUGUUAAUGAUUUAGUUGUUAUUAUAUUUAUAUGUGGGUAAGUACAUUCUCCCUCUUUCAAGAUGUUCAUGGACAAAGGGAUGAACAAUUGUUGUCACCCACUGCGGAUGUUUAAAAAAUUAUAUGACAUAAUUUGUUUUAUCAAACUAACAAUGAAAUCUCACGAACAUGCCUGUAUGCAGCGGUUGAGUCUUUCAUUUUAUCUUCAUACCUAUUUGUACAGUGUAUACAUAUGGAUUACUUUUUAAGAAGAUAUUGUCAGAGACUGUGGAUUUUCUAGAUUGUCAAAACAUUCGUAGCAUUUACAUACUUUUAUAUUUUUAGUAUAUUGAUCUUGCGUGCAAUCUGAAAAAAAACAUUUUAUAAGUACCAAAACAAGUGUAAAAAAUUCCUCUACUUUGCAAGUGAUCUUCAAUAAUUAUUAAAUACAGUUGCGUUUAUAAAAGCUCCCAUGAAAGAAGAGGAAAGGAGGUAAACAGAAUAGUGUUUCCGAGAUGUCUUCGCAGACCUCUAUUUCUUAAACAUUUACUUGCGCCGCUUUUCAUGUGUAAAUGCAUAUUUCUAUUCUAGAACUAGUCACCUUUACUGUAUUUUUACAAAAAAUUAUUUUAUCAAAUUUUGUAAUAAAAUGACCGAUGCCUGUCCCACGUAUGCCUCAAGGCCGACAACUGUGACCGUCUGUACGCGAGGUUGUCUCCCUGCACACAAUCAGGCAGUAGUCUUGCUCUCUGGUGACUUUGCUCAUUUUAUUUUAAUUAUGCUUUGUCUCCCACACGUUGAUGGGUGGGGGGUCUGACUGGUUAUAACAAUCCUGUUCACGAUUCCUGAUGCAAAACUUAACACUAUCCCAGCCACUGCGAUAUAAAUAUAUUCAGAAUAAAAAUCUUUUACAUAAAGAAUCUGCAUACACUAGCACGCACAUACAUAAAUAUAAAAGAUAUACACAGAUAAGACCUAAAUUUGCUUUCGGUUAAAAAAAAAACUUUCUUUAUUAAAAUUAAAAAUUAGCCAUUAAAACGUAAAUGCUUCAUUAAGACUUUCAAAUGUGUUAAAAGUCAGGAUGUACUUGUGUUAAAAUUACUUGGAUGAUUUACGAGAAGUAAAUCUUUGAUACACCUUUACUGAAAAGAAAAAAAAAAAUCUUAAAAUAGUCGAUGCCGGGAUAUUUUUUUCCUUUUCAGAAGAAAUGUAUUCUUCGAUGACAUUACAGUAUUGUCACUAAGGUUCUCUUGUCAUGCUGGCUUUGUCAAUGGUUCUCCACGAAACUUUUGAUUAAUAAUGAAAAAUAAAAUGUUAAAUUACCAGUGCAAAUCUUCCUCUCGAUGUCCUUUCGAAGGAAGAAAAAUUGCUGUGUGUUGGUAGGUGUAUGUUCGCGUCUAUUCAUGUGUUAAUCUGUAUGUGCGUCCGGAUCACCGUGCGUGCCUGUGUGAGCGAAUUCAAACAGCUUCACUUUACACAAUAAAUUCGGCAAGUGAAGGCCA